Messenger RNA from Choloepus didactylus (southern two-toed sloth), 15709 nucleotides. It is a transcript of the gene BSN, whose product is annotated as bassoon presynaptic cytomatrix protein. Gene Ontology annotation, molecular function: metal ion binding; structural constituent of presynaptic active zone. The transcript is spliced from 11 exons. Gene Ontology annotation, biological process: presynaptic active zone assembly; protein localization to synapse. The coding region runs from base 1 to 11715 and encodes 3904 amino acids. Lineage: Eukaryota; Metazoa; Chordata; Mammalia; Pilosa; Megalonychidae. Gene Ontology annotation, cellular component: axon; cytoskeleton of presynaptic active zone; GABA-ergic synapse. The record is from RefSeq and is a predicted model, not a curated record.
AUGGGUAACGAGGCCAGCUUUGAGGGUGGCGCUGGCGACGGGCCGCUGCCGCCCGGAGGCGCGGGUCCCGGCCCUGGCCCCGGCCCCGGCACAGGGAAGCCGCCUUCAGCACCGGCAGGCGGCGGACAGCUCCCCGCGGCAGGUGCUGCGCGGGCCACCGCGGGACCCCCCGGCCCAGGGUCUGGCGCCGGCGGACCGGGUCCAGGCAGCACUUCCAGGAGACUGGACCCCAAGGAACCCCCGGGUAGCCAGAGAGCAGCUUCUCCAACUCUGAAGCAGGCUUCUGCUACUGCUCCUGGCCGCGAGAGCCCCCGGGAGCCAAGGGCACAGGGCCCAGCAGGCCAGGAGGAUGAUGGCCCCCACAGGACGCUGCAGGUGGACAGUAAGACGCAGAGAUCAGGGCGGUCCCCCUCGGUGUCACCGGACAGAGGCAGCACCCCCACAUCACCCUACUCCGUCCCCCAGAUCGCUCCCCUGCCCAGCAGUACCCUGUGUCCCAUAUGCAAGACCUCGGACCUCACGUCGACCCCCAGCCAGCCAAACUUCAACACCUGCACUCAGUGUCACAACAAGGUCUGCAACCAGUGUGGGUUCAACCCCAACCCUCACCUCACCCAGGUGAAGGAGUGGCUUUGCCUGAACUGCCAGAUGCAGAGAGCUCUGGGGAUGGACAUGACCACUGCACCUCGUUCCAAGAGCCAGCAGCAACUGCAUUCCCCAGCCCUGUCUCCUGCCCACUCCCCAGCCAAGCAGCCCCUGGGAAAGUGGGAGUCAGAGAAACCACAGGGCCCAGGGGGACCACAGCCUGGCCCCCGCCAGGCUGAUGUGUCCAGGGCCACCUCAGUGCCGGGGCCUGCCCAAGCAGCUGCCCCUCCAGAGGUGGGGAGGGUGUCUCCUCAGCCAACUCUCCCCACCAAGCCUUCCACAGCUGAGCCCAGGCCACCUACAGGAGAGGCCCUGCCAAAAAGUGCCAUCGCAGUGCCCUCUGGGCCUGGUCCUGCUGAGCAAACCCAGGAGGGCCUCACCGGGAAGCUCUUCGGCCUCGGCGCAUCACUGCUGACCCAAGCGAGCACUCUCAUGUCUGUGCAGCCGGAGGCUGAGCCCCAGGGCCAGCCUUCCCCCAGCAAGGGGCCACCCAAGAUCGUCUUCAGCGAUGCCAGCAAGGAGGCUGGCCCCAAACCCCCGGGCUCAGGCCCCAGGCCUGGGCUGGCACCUGGAGCCAAAACUGAGCCUGGGGCUAGAACAGGUCCUGGAUCAGGGCCUGGAGCCCUGGCAAGAACUGGGGGAACAACCAGUCCAAAGCAUGGCAAAGCAGAACACCAGGCAGUGUCCAAGGCUGCUGCCAAGCCAAAGACCAUGCUGAAAGAAAGGGCCUCCUGCCCACUGUGCCAAGCUGAGCUCAAUGUGGGCAGCAAGGGCCCAGCCAACUAUAACACCUGCACUACCUGCAAGCUGCAGGUGUGCAACCUUUGUGGCUUCAACCCAACACCCCACCUGGUGGAGAAAACCGAGUGGCUCUGUCUGAACUGCCAAACGAAGCGGCUGCUGGAGGGCGGCCUGGGAGAGCCGACCCCACAGCCACUGCCCACCUCGCAGCAGCCCCCUGCAGGGGCCCCUCACCAUGCAGCUGGAACAGCUCCUCCGAAGCAGAAAGGGCCACCAGGGCCAGGCCAGCCAUCAGGCUCCCUGCCCGCCAAGGCCACCCCCCUGCCCACCAAGGCCAGCCCCCAGGCCAAGCCCCUCAGGGCUUCUGAACCCAGCAAGACCCUGAGCAGUGCCCAGGAGAAGAAGGCAGGAGUCCCAGCUAAAGCUGAGCCCACAUCAAAGCCACCUCCAGAGACUACCCCAGCCCCUGGGCCUCCUAAAGCAAAGAGUGGGGCACGGAGAACUGAACCUACCACCCCUGCCAGCAAGGCUGUCCCAGAAGCCUCCAAGGGUGGGGAGGCAGAGGAGCUGGUGGGAAAGCCUUACUCUCAGGACCUGUCUCGGAGCCCACAGAGCCUCAGUGACACCGGCUAUUCCUCUGAUGGAAUCUCCAGCUCCCAGAGUGAGAUCACAGGUAUUGUGCAGCAGGAAGGGGAGCAGCUGGACAGUGCAGGGGUGACGGGGCCCCGCCCACCCAGCCCGUCAGAGCUCCACAAGGUAGGGAGCAGCAUGCGGCCCUUGCUAGAGGCCCAGGGCCUGGCCCCCAGGGGCAAGCGGGGCCCGCUGCUCUGCAGCAGCAGUGGCAAAGAACCAAAGCGGCGGCCACACUCCCUGUCCAUCAUGCCUGAAGACUUUGACUCCGAUGAGGAGCUGGAGGAGAUCCUGGAGGAAGAGGAGGACUCUGUUGAGUGGGGACGCCAGAGGGCGCAGCGGGACACAGCUGAGUCCUCAGACGACUUUGGCAGCCAGCUGAGGCACGACUACGUGGAGGACAGCAGUGAGGGUGGCCUGUCCCCACUUCCACCCCAGCCCCCAGCCCGGGCAGCAGAACUGACCGACGAGGAGUUCAUGCGACGGCAGAUCCUGGAGAUGAGUGCCGAGGAAGACAACCUGGAGGAGGAGGAGGAGGCUGCCACUGCUCGGCAUGGCCUGGCCAAACAUGGCCCUCCGAAAGGUGGCCCCUGGCCCGGGCCUGAGCCCAGCCAAGAGGCAGUGGCACUGCCCAAAAGGCGCCUGCCCCACAAUGCCACCACGGGCUACGAGGAGCUGCUCUCCGAGGGAGGCCCAGCUGAGGCCACCGACAGCAGCGGGGCCCUGCAGGGCGGGCUCCGCCGCUUCAAGACCAUUGAGCUCAACAGCACAGGCAGCUACGGCCAAGAGCUGGACCUGGGCCAAGGGCCAGACCCCAGCCUGGACCGGGAGCCCGAGCUGGAGAUGGAAAGCCUGACAGGCUCGCCUGAGGACCGCUCCCGCGGGGAGCACUCCUCCACCCUGCCUGCCUCCACACCCAGCUACACGUCGGGCACCUCUCCCACCUCCCUGUCUUCUCUCGAGGAGGACAGCGAUAGCAGCCCCAGCCGCCGGCAGCGUCUGGAAGAGGCCAAGCAGCAGCGCAAGGCCCGGCACCGCUCCCAUGGGCCCCUGCUGCCCACCAUCGAGGACUCCUCAGAGGAGGAAGAGCUGCGCGAGGAGGAGGAGCUGCUGCGCGAGCAGGAGAAGAUGCGGGAGGUGGAACAGCAACGCAUCCGCAGCACGGCCCGCAAGACCCGGCGGGACAAGGAAGAACUGCGGGCCCAGCGGCGGCGCGAGCGCUCCAAGACGCCGCCCAGCAACCUGUCGCCCAUUGAGGAUGCCUCCCCCACAGAGGAGCUGAGGCAGGCAGCCGAGAUGGAGGAGCUGCACCGCUCCUCCUGCUCCGAGUACUCGCCCUCGCCCUCCCUCGACUCGGAGGCCGAGGCCCUGGAUGGCGGCCCUGGCCGGCUCUACAAGUCAGGCAGCGAGUACAACCUGCCCACCUUCAUGUCCCUCUAUUCACCAACGGAGACACCCUCGGGCAGCUCCACCACUCCCUGCUCCGGCCGGCCCCUCAAGAGUGCCGAGGAAGCCUACGAGGAGAUGAUGCGAAAGGCAGAGCUGCUCCAACGGCAACAGGGCCAGGCGGUGGGGGGCCGGGGGCCCCAUGGUGGCCCCUCUCAGCCCACGGGUCUGCAGGGUCAGGGCCCCUUUGAAUACCAGGACACCCCGGACCAUGACUAUGGCAGGGUGGCACAGCCUGGUGCAGAGGGCACAGCUGUGUAUGAGGAGAUCCUGCAGACAUCACAGAGCAUCGCUCGGAUGCGGCAGGCCUCCUCGCGCGACUUGGCCUUCGCUGAGGACAAGAGGAAGGAGAAGCAGUUUCUGAAUGCCGAGAGUGCAUACCUGGACCCAAUGAAGCAAAAUGGCGGCCCUCUGACCCCCGGGACCAGCCCCACCCAGCUUGCUGCCCCGAUGUCCUUCUCCACUUCCACCUCCGCCGACAGCAGCGGGGGCCGAGUCAUUCCUGAUGUCCGUGUCACUCAGCAUUUUGCCAAGGAGCCUCAGGACCCCCUCAAGCUGCACAGCUCUCCUGCCUCCCCCAGCUUUGUCCCCCAGGAGGUGGGCAUGCCCUUUUCCCAGGGCCCUGGGGCCCCCACCACCGCAGCUGUGGCUCCCUGCGGGUAUGUGACUCCAACCUCCCCAGUAGGCUCCGAGCGCAGCCCUUUACCAUCUUCCACAGGCCACAGCUAUGGGCAGAGCCCAACCACCGCGAACUAUGGUUCACAAACUGAGGAGCUGCCCCUGGCCCCCAGUGGCCCCACCGCUGCUGUGCGGGCUGCCAGGGAGAAGACCCUGAGUGUGAGUGACGGCGAGAGCAGCACUCCCCAGCCCUCCCGGGGACACUCCUACUUUGUGGGCUCCAGCCCACCCCUCUCCCCGUCUUCCCCUUCAGAGAGGCCCAUAUUCUCCCCUGGCAAGCUGGGCCCAAGGGCCACUGCAGAGUUCUCUACACAGACGCCAAGCCCGAUCCCCUCCUCGGGUGUGUUGCGAAGCCCUGGUGCCCCCACUCAGACUCCCAUGGUGGCCCAGGGCACACAAACGCCACACCGACCCAGCACACCUCACCUGGCGUGGCAGCAGCCCUCUCAGGAGGCUUCCUUUAUGGUCAUUACACUGGCGUCCGACGCUUCCAGCCAGACCAAGAUGGUGCACGCCAGUGCUUCCACCUCCCCGGUGUGCUCGCCUACCAGCAGCCAGCCCACCGCCCACAGCUACAGCCAGACUACGCCUCCAAGUGUGCCCCCAGAACCACCUGGGCCACCUGGCUUCCCGCGGGCCCCCAGCGCUGGUGCAGAUGGGCCCCUGGCACUGUACAGCUGGGGUGCCCUGCCUGCAGAGAACAUCUCCCUGUGCCGGAUCUCCUCUGUCCCCGGGACAUCCAGGGUCGAGCCAGGCCCCAGGCCCCCUGGCGGCGCCGUGGUGGACCUUCGCACAGCUGUCAAGCCCACGCCCAUCAUCCUCACUGACCAGGGAAUGGACCUGACCUCCCUUGCCAUGGAAGCACGGAAGUACGGCCUUGCCUUGGAUCCGAUCCCAGGACGGCAGUCGACCGCCGUACAGCCCUUGGUUAUCAACCUCAAUGCCCAGGAGCAGACCCAUACCUUCCUAGGCACCGCCACCACCGUGAGCAUUACCAUGGCCUCAUCUGUGCUCAUGGCUCAGCCAAAGCAGCCCGUGGUCUAUGGGGACCCUUUCCAGAGCCGGCUCGACUUCGGUCAGGGUGUGGGUAGCCCCAUGUGCCUGGCCCAGGUCAAGCAGGUAGAGCAGGCUGUCCAGACAGCCCCAUAUCGAGGAGGGCCCCGGGGAAGACCCAGAGAGGCCAAGUUUGCCAGGUAUAACCUGCCCAAUCAGGUAGCUCCUCUGGCCCGAAGGGAGGUUUUGAUCACCCAGAUGGGCACUGCCCAGAGCAUUGGCCUCAAGCCAGGCCCAGUGCCAGAGCCUGGUGCUGAGCCCCACCGGGCCACCCCUGCCGAGCUGCAGCCACACGCGCUGCCGGGUGCCAGGAAGCCACAUGCAGUGGUGGUACAGAUGGGAGAGGGUACAGCAGGCACCAUGACCACACUGCUCCCGGAGGAGCCAGCGGGUGCCCUGGACCUCACUGGGAUGAGGCCUGAGAGCCAGCUGGCAUGCUGCGACAUGGUCUACAAGUUCCCCUUUGGCAGUAGCUGCACUGGCACCUUCCACCCUGCCCCCAGUGCACCAGAGAAGAGUGUGGCAGAUGCUGUCCCACCUGGCCAAAGCAGUGGCCCCUUCUAUGGUCACCGGGACCCUGAGCUUCCUGAGCCCCCGACUUACCGGGCACAGGGGGUAGUGGGGCCUGGGCCUCAUGAGGAGCAGAGGCCCUACCUACAGGGCCUCCCUGGCAGGCUGUACUCCUCCAUGUCUGACACCAAUCUGGCUGAGGCUGGCCUCAGCUACCAUGCCCACAGGAUGGGGCAGCUCCUCCAGGGCCCAGGACGAGACUCGGCUGUGGACCUCAGCCCCCUGAAGCACUCCUACAGCCUGGGCUUCACAGACGGACGCUACCUAGGGCAGGGCUUGCAGUAUGGCUCAUUCACAGAUCUGCGCCAUCCCACGGACCUUUUGGCUCACCCACUUCCCAUGAGGCGCUUCAGCUCAGUGUCGAACAUCUACUCAGACCACAGGUAUGGCACCCGGGUAGAUGCAGCUGGCUUCCAGGAGGCCAGCCUGGCCCAGUACAGUGCUACCACCGCCCGCGAGAUCAGCCGCAUGUGCGCUGCCCUCAACUCCAUGGACCAGUAUGGUGGGCGGCGUGGCAGCGGCAGCAGCGGUGGUGGCCCUGAACUCAUGCAGUACCAGCCCCAGUCUGGGCCUGGGUUCGGUGGCCCACAGGGUCUGGCUCCCCUCAGACCUGGCCUCCUAGGGAAUCCCACCUUCCCAGAGGGCCACCCAAGUCCUGGGACCCUGGCCCAGUAUGGUCCUGCUGUGGGCCAGGGAACAGCAAUGAGACAGCUGCUGCCAUCCACAGCCACUGUGCGUGCAGCUGAUGGCAUGAUCUAUUCCACCAUCAACACCCCAAUUGCUGCAACACUGCCCAUCACCACCCAGCCUGCCUCAGUGCUGCGGCCCAUGGUGCGUGGUGGCAUGUACAGGCCUUAUGCAUCUGGCGGAGUCACAGCGGUGCCGCUCACCAGCUUGACACGCAUGCCCUCGAUUGCCCCUCGGGUACCUCUGGGACCCACAGGGGUGUACCGGUAUCCUGCACCAAGCAGAUUCCCUGCACCUGCCAGCAUCCCACCUGCUGAGGGGCCUGUCUACCUGGGGAAACCUGCUGCUGCCAAGGUCCCAGGGGCUGGAGGCCCACCAAGGCCAGAGCUGCCAGCAGGGGCUGCUCGGGAAGAGUCUCUUUCUACAGCCACCCUUGCUGCCAUCAAGGAGCCUGCAGUGGCCCCGCUGGCUGGCCAGAAGCCACCAGGAGAUGCUGCUCCUGGGAGUGGCAGCGGGGCCCCCAGCCGGCCAGGGCUUGAGAAGGAGGAAGCAUCGCAGGAAGAGAAGCAGCGAAAGCAGCAGGAGCAGUUGCUACAACUGGAGCGGGAGCGGGUGGAGUUGGAGAAGCUGCGGCAACUGCGGCUUCAGGAGGAGUUAGAGCGGGAGCGGGUGGAGCUUCAGAGGCACCGGGAGGAGGAGCAGCUGCUGGUGCAACGGGAGCUGCAGGAGCUGCAAACCAUCAAGCACCAUGUGCUGCAGCAACAGCAAGAGGAACGCCAGGCUCAGUUUGCACUGCAGCGGGAGCAGCUAGCCCAGCAGCGCCUGCAACUGGAGCAGAUUCAGCAGCUGCAGCAGCAGCUGCAGCAGCAACUGGAGGAACAGAAGCAGCGGCAAAAGGCCCCCUUCCCCGCGGCCGGUGAGGCACCUGGCCGAGGGCCUCCCACGGCUGCCACUGAGCUGGCCCAGAAUGGCCAAUACUGGCCGCCCUUGACCCACACAGCCUUCAUUGCCAUGGCAGGGCCCGAGGGACCUGGGCAGCCUCGUGAGCCUAUGCUGCAUCGGGGUCUCCCCAGCUCCACCUCGGACUUGUCACUGCAGACUGAGGAGCAGUGGGAGGCAGGCCGUGGUGGCAUCAAGAAGCGGCACUCCAUGCCACGCCUGCGGGAUGCCUGCGAGCCAGAGCCGGGGCCUGAGCCCUGCGUGGUCAGGAGGAUCGCGGACAGCAGUGUGCAAACAGAUGACGAGGAUGGGGAGAGCCGCUACUUCCUGACCCGGCGGCGCCGGGCCCGGCGGAGUGCUGACUGCAGUGUGCAGACGGACGACGAGGACAGUGCUGAGUGGGAGCAGCCAGUGCGCCGCCGCCGGUCCCGUCUUUCCCGCCACUCAGACUCAGGUUCUGACAGCAAGCAUGAUGCUGCUGCCUUGUCAUCCACUGCCACCACCACUGUGAAAGCCACAAGCAGUGUGGGCAUCCAGACCAUCAGUGACUGCUCCGUGCAGACAGAGCCUGACCAGCUACCCAGGGUCUCUCCGGCCAUCCACAUCACAGCUGCCACCGACCCCAAGGUGGAGAUCGUCAGGUACAUAUCGGCACCAGAGAAGACUGGGCGUGGGGAGAGCCUGGCUUGCCAGACGGAGCCGGAUGGGCAGGCCCAGGGUGUGGCCGCACCACAGCUUGUAGGGCCAACUGCCAUCAAUCCCUACCUGCCCGGCAUCCAGAUCGUCACCCCAGGGCCCCUGGGCAGAUUUGAAAAAAAGAAGCCAGACCCCCUGGAGAUCGGGUACCAAGCCCACCUGCCCCCUGAGUCCCUCUCGCAGCUUGUGAGCCGCCAGCCUCCCAAGUCCCCCCAGGUUCUCUACUCGCCAGUCUCGCCCCUGUCCCCGCACCGGCUUCUGGACACCUCCUUUGCUUCCAGUGAGAGGCUGAACAGGGCUCACGUGAGUCCCCAGAAGCACUUCGUGGCUGACAGUGCCCUCCGCCAGCAGACGCUGCCUCGCCCCAUGAAGACCCUGCAGCGGUCCUUGUCUGACCCUAAGCCCCUCAGCCCCACCGCCGAGGAGUCUGCCAAAGAGAGGUUCUCCCUCUACCAGCAUGAGGGGGGGCUGGGUAGCCAGGUGUCGGCGCUGCCGCCCAACGGCCUGGUCCGCAAGGUGAAGCGGACACUGCCCAGCCCCCCUCCAGAGGAGGCUCACCUGCCCCUGGCUGGCCAGGCCUCCUCACAGCUGUAUGCGGCCAGCCUGUUGCAGCGCGGGCUGGUGGGGCCCACCUCCGUCCCUGCCACCAAGGCCAGCCUGCUCCGGGAGCUUGACCGGGACCUGCGGCUGGUGGAACAUGAGUCCACCAAGCUGCGCAAGAAGCAGGCGGAGCUGGACGAGGAGGAGAAGGAAAUCGACGCCAAGCUCAAGUACCUGGAGCUAGGUAUCACUCAGCGCAAAGAGUCUCUGGCCAAGGAUCGCAGUGGCCGCGACUACCCACCCUUGCGUGGCCUCAGUGAGCAUCGUGAUUACCUGUCAGACAGUGAGCUCAACCAGCUGCGGCUUCAGGGCUGCACCACUCCCACUGGCCAGUAUGCGGACUUCCCUGCUGCCGCCCCUGCUCCCACCACCCCCUCUGGCCCCAUUGCCUUCCAGCAGCCCCAGUUUCCACCGCCAGUCCCACAAUACACUGCAGGCAGUGGUGGGCCAACUCAGAACAGAUUCUCAGCCCACCAGGUACCCGUUUACCCUGGCCCCAGCACGUACCCAGCACCUGCCUUUCCUCCUGGCACCAGUUGCUCAGCUGAGCCUGGGCUGCCGAGCCAGCAGGCUUUCCGUCCCACAGGCCACUACAUGGGCCAAACACCCAUGCCAACCACGCAGAGCACCCUUUUCCCGGUCCCGACUGACAGCCAUGCCCCCCACCAGAAGCCACGCCAGACAUCACUAGCUGACUUGGAGCAGAAGGUGCCCACCAACUAUGAGGUGAUCGACAGCCCUGUCGUCGCCAUGUCUACGGCCUCCUCUGAAACCAGCUACAGCGGCCCAGUGGUGAGCAGCAGUUACGAGCAGGGCAAGAACGCUGAGCUGCCCCGGGCCAGUGACCGUAGUGGCGUGAGCCAGAGCCCAGCCUCUACCUACCCCUCUGACUCACACUAUACCAGCCUGGAGCAGAAUGUCCCUCGAAACUAUGUGAUGAUCGAUGACAUCAGUGAGCUGACCAAGGAGAGCACCUCCACCGCCCCUGACAGCCAGCGGCUGGAGCCCUUGGGUCCAGGCAGUGGUGCGGGGCCAGGCGGUGGUGGGCGUCCAGGGAAGGAGCCUGGAGAACCGGCUGUCCUUGAGGGUCCCUCAUUGCCCUGCUGCUAUACCAGAGGGGAGGAGGAAUCCGAGGAGGAUGUGUACGACCCCCGUGGGAAGAGUGGGCAUCACCGGAGCAUGGAGAGCAAUGGCCGACCAGCCAGUGCCCACUACUACAGUGACAGCGACUACAGACAUGGGUCUCGAGCAGAGAAGUUUAGUCCGUGCCCCGUGGGGCCCAAGCAUCCCUCCAAGAGCCUGGCCCCAGCGGCUGUCUCCUCAAAGCGCAGCAAGCACCGGAAGCAAGGCAUGGAGCAAAAGAUCUCCAAGUUCUCGCCUAUCGAGGAGGCCAAGGAUGUGGAGUCAGACCUGGCCUCCUACCCCCCACCUGUAGUCAGCAGCAGCCUGGCCUCUCGGGGCAGGAAGUUCCAGGAUGAGAUCACCUAUGGGCUCAAGAAGAACGUGUAUGAGCAGCAGAGAUACUACGGGGUUUCUAGCCGGGACCCAGCGGAGGAGGAUGACCAUGUGAAUGGCGGGAGCAGCCGGUCCCGGGCAGCAUCUGCAUAUCGGGGGGAGAAGCUGUCCAGCCAUGACUUCAGUGGCCGGAGCAGGGGGUAUGAGCGGGAGCGAGAGUCUGUGGAGCGGCUUCAAAAAGCGGGCCCCAAGCCCUCAUCGCUGAGCAUGGCCCACGGCCGGGCCCGGCCCCCCAUGCGGAGCCAGGCUUCAGAAGAGGAGAGCCCUGUCAGCCCCUUGGGGCGGCCCCGCCCCACUGGAGGGACACUCCCUCCUGGGGACAGCUGCCCACAGUUCUGCUCCAGCCACUCCAUGCCCGACGUCCAGGAGCAUGUCAAGGAUGGGCCACGGGCUCACACAUAUAAGCGUGAGGAGGGCUACAUCCUGGACGAUCCCCACUGCGUGGUUUCUGACAGUGAAGCGUAUCACCUGGGCCAGGAGGAGACAGACUGGUUUGAUAAACCCCGAGAUGCCCGCCCUGACCGGCUCAGGCACCACGGGGGCCACGCAGUCUCGUCUUCCUCCUCCCAGAAGCGAGGCCCUGCCAGACACAGCUACCACGACUACGAUGAGCCUCCCGAGGAGGGCAUGUGGCCACACGAUGAGGGUGGCCCAGGUCGCCAUGCCUCCACCAAGGAACACCGACACCACACUGACCACGGGCGGCACUCAGGCCGUCACCCUGGCGAGGAUCCGGGCCGGCGUGCUGCCAAACCACACAUUCGGGACCCGGGUCGCCAUGAGGUCCGGUCCCAACCUCAGCCCAGCCCUGCCCCAGCCACACAGAAGAAGGGUCCAUCUGGGUACCCCAGCUCUGCUGAGUAUUCACAGCAGUCUCGCGUCCCUUCUGCGUACCAUCCUGCCUCUGACAGCAAGAAGGGCCCACGGCAGGCCCACCCCGGGCCCCCAGCACUGCAGCCAAAGCCAGAACCCCAGCCACAGAUGCCGUCGCAAGGUCGACAGGCACCUCCAGGGCCACAGCAGUCACAGCCACCACCGUCCAGGCAGCCGCCCUCGGCGACAGCAUCACGCCAGCCACAGCCACAGCCGCAUCAGCAAGGCCCUGGGCAGGCCCCGUCACAGGGCCGGCUACAGCAGCAGAGCCAGCCGACUGCCCGAGGCCCAGCCCCUGCUGCCAGCCAGCCAGCAGGGAAGCCUCAGCCAGGCCCCGUCACAGCCACAGGCCCCCAGCCAGCAGGACCGCUACGGGCAGAGCAGGCCGACGGCUCUAAAGGGACUGCCAAAGCCCCACAGCUGGGGAGGCCUCCUCAGGCCCAGCCACCACCAGGACCUGGACCUGCGGGUGUGAAGGCUGGAGCCAGGCCUGGUGGAACCCCAGGGGCUCCUGCCAGCCAGCCUGGUGCUGAUGGGGAGAGUGUGUUCUCCAAGAUCCUCCCUGGAGGGGCAGCAGAGCAAGCUGGCAAGCUGACGGAAGCUGUCUCUGCUUUUGGCAAAAAAUUUUCCUCGUUCUGGUGACCUUGCCCUGCAGGCAUCUACAAUCUGGCAAACCCUUGGCCCAAAGACUCACACCAGGUGGGACUUGGCAGGCAGGUCCUCGGUUGAGGACAGGAUGCUUUCUAACAGCAGCUGCCUGGGUGAAAUGAAGCAGCUGCUGGACAAGUGCGACCAUUGGCCUGGAGGGGCCUUUGAUUGUCUUUCCAGAGACCCUGCUCUCCUCAGGGCACCACCUCCAAGGCACAGCCGUCCCUCCAGAAACCCUGCCACCACGGCUGUCACCACUCUUCCCGCAGCCGCCUUUCCGCGGCCGCGUCGGCCAGGCUUCCAAUGCGUUAUACACAGAGUUGGGGUGCACGCUCCCAUUUUUGAUGGAUGCUGCCCUCCCUCCGCCAUACCAGAAGUUUUUCCACAGCCUUGGAGAGGGGCUUUGACUGACGGCUGGGGGCUUCAGGCUCCGUUUCCUUCACAUUCCAGCUGGCCCAGAUCCCUCUGUGGCCACCAGGCCCUGUCCCCCUCACCCUGCCUUCUGGGUGACAAUGGAGCAAACCUCCAUGUGGCCAGCAUGGGUUUGGGAGAACUUUACAAACAUUAGGACCUAACACUGUCUCAUCCCUGAAAUAAGAGGCCAUAGCACCGAAAAGCAGCGUGGGCGCCGGCUGAGGCUUCUCCCAGCCCAUGGGUGGCAGCGUGCCAGCAUGCCUGCCACCAACUCAAAGCCAUCCCCCACCCCAGCCAUCGUGAACAUCCCAACGGCACCACCAUUGUCUUGACCAGCCGGCUCCUCCUCUGUACACCUGGGGAUUUUUUUUAAUUUCAAGAACAGCCUUAAUCAUUCCAGUUUGAUUUACGUGUAUACCUCAUAAACAUUUUUUGUUUCUCUCUUUCUCCUUUCUCUCUUCUCUCUCUUUGCUCACCCCCUUGCCUCUCCCCUCCACCACCACCUUGGGACUGACAGUUUGAUUUUUCCUCUCUGCUCUGCCCCUGCUCAAGCACAGGGAGAAUGUUGACUUAGCAGCAAUAGUGGGCAGCAGGCCACCAAGAGCACAACCCCAGGGCGAGGCCUGGGGAGUCCCCUCAGCCAGCCUCUGUUUACUGUGCAAUUCUAGUCCUUCUUAAGCCAUCACCAGUGAGUGUACUCAGAGCAGAGGGCCAGGGUUUCUGCCAGCCAAGGGAGGGGUCCAGAGCCCUGGGGGAGGGGUGGGGGAGUAUGGCACCUCCCACCCACCUGGUGGGCUGGCCGGCACUCCUCCACGGGCCCCUCCCUUGAGGGCCCUUUCUUCAUCUUGGGCACAGCCAAAAGUCUCAUCUCUAAUGUUCUAUGCAAUGAAAUAUAAACCCUCAAAGACAACUGUUAAUAUUUAAUAAAUUCCAUGUUAUGUAUAAGGAUUUAACUGCAAACAUGCAGUUGAGAAACUGGAUAGAUAUGCUCAUAUCACCCCCUGCCCCCUCCUCCGCUCCCCCCGUGUGUGUGAAGUUCUCAGUCUGUGGCAUGUUUGACCUGUGGCAGGACUCGCUGCUGCCAGGUGAGUUACCGCCUGUCCUGCAGAGGAGCAUGCACAGCUCACAGCCUCUUUGCACGAUUUCAUCCAUUUUAAAUGCUCAACCCUCUUGCUUGGAGUUCUUUUUGUCUCAGAAUCUCUCCUUCAGGAGUGCUUCUAGCUGACUUGUGCACGAGCUAGUGAGGACCUGCUGGAAUUUGUUGCCUGAGCGUGCCAGGCUGCGGGACAGGGACUGCCCCUGCAGGUCUGUUUGUCCAAGAUGGGCAGGUGAGAAGGAGUCCUUGGAGUAGACUCGCUGGUGGGAGUCCGCACAGGAUGCACGUGUGUGAACGUUCUGAAAGUUUUCCAUAGGAUUCCUAUCUGUGUGUCGAUCCCCCUCCUACCCCGGCCUGAGCCAAGGGCCUCCGGCCACCCCUUCCCAACUCGGAACUGCUCAAAGGCAGAGCUGGGCUGCAUCUGUGGCCAGAGAGGUGGAGGCCAAGGUCAGGGCCUGGCUGUGUCCUGGAGACCGCAGCUCUUGAUGUACCUUCUCCAUGCCUCUCCUCUCUGGCUGGAAUGCUCAGAGGUCUGUGAGCCAGGAGAUCUGGGCUGGGGCCAGGGGACUGAAGGGCACUCAGGAAGAGCUGGGCCUUUAGCACUUGUGGCUUGGACAACUGACAGUGGGGCCAUCUGGGACCAAAGCAAGUGAACUCUUCCCAUAGCCAGUGGCUUCAAGCUCAGUUUCUUGGGAAGCUUCUCAAUAGCAAAACUUAUAGAAGGUUCUGUGUGGCCCUCUCUCUAUCUGUCCCUGGGACCUACACUCCCUGCCCACUGCUAUCUCCAAAGCUCCAGUACUCUACUGCUUUCACUCCUCUGCAGCUGAGCCAGGAGUGCAGCAGGCAGUAGCUGCCCAACCCCUCACAGCCUGGCCCUCCUCCAGAGUGCUCUGGUUUGCACCUGGCAUUCCUCAGGGGUCCACAUUUCUCAUGCAUUCCUCUAUGGUCUAUGUGCCCCUCCACAGGGGGAUCCUGGCCCUCCUCUGGCAGCUGUGGAUGACAUAGGAGGCUGCCAACCUUGGUGUUGGGCCUGAGAAACUGGCCCUCCUGGGCCUCACCCAUCCCAAAGAACAUCCGCCUCCUGCCAGCAAUUAGGCUUAGGCCCACCGUGGCCAUCUGAGCAAGGACUGAGGAGACUGUGGCACAGCACCUCUGGUCACCCAGGGCCAGGUCUAUGAAGGGUCAUGCCUAGUGGCUGGAUACUUGUGGGACCAGGGAAGUAUUCCUCCUUUCUAAAGGCCAGGGCAUGGGGCCAGGAACAGAGAAGAGGAGGGGAGAUGGCAGCAAGGCAGCCUCCAGCCUGCCCCAUCUCAGACUCUCAAGUUUUGACUUUUCAGCAAAUUUCCAUUCUGGCCAAGCCCUCUGAGUUUGAAACUUCUGACAUCUGCUACCCCCUCACCUCUUACUCUCAUCACUUCUGUGAAGGUGGCUGGAGCAGGUCUCUGGGCCUUGGGUGUCCUGGCCCUUGUGUGGAUGCUGCUGUGGCCCCAGGGCACUGUAGCUAGAGGCCAAGGGGUCGGCAUUCAGUGUCUUGGGCAGUGGGGAGCAACAGGCACAUCUCCAAACGGGCAAGGAGUCUCUAGGAUGCAGGCCAGGCCUUUUCCAUACACCCCCAGCCCCCCACCCAGCAUCACGAACAAGGGCAUUGCCUCCUCUGCCCAUUUCAGGGCCCGGUACACUUAAUUCACAGCCAGUUCCCCCACCCUCAGCCCUUGGGCAGAGCGUGUGGUCUUGGGGCCCACAAUGAGAGGGCAGCAGUGACAGCAACUCUUAACUAGGACCUGUCUUCUGGAACCUGUAUGGAGUUUUCCAGGCAGAUCCUUUGCCGUGGCAGUGGGCCCUGCCCUGCUGCCUCCACCCCCCACCCCCAUGCUGUAGAUAUUGUCAGCAUAGAUUCUGACAGAAUUGGAAGGACAGGCCUAAUCCACUGAAACUCCCUGGAGAUGCCAUCUUCAUUUCCCUGGGAACUGGUAGCCCUGCUGCCAUGUGCACUGGAGAACCAUGGAAGUCAUGAGACAUUGUGUGUGCGUGCAUGUGAACAUGUGUGUAGAGUGUGUGUUUGUGUGUGUGCACGUGUGUGUGCGUGCUUGUCUGUCUCAUUCAGCCUUUGCAGUCAAACCAGCUCCUUCUCUCCAAGUGUAGUGCCCUGGAGAGUGGUGGCCGCUCAACGCCUUUCCCCCUGCUAGCUUCCAUGUCUUGUUUUUUGCUUCCUCCUCCCUCUCUCCCUUCUUCCCUCCCCCUCUUCUUUCCUUCUUUCUUUCUCUCCUUUAUUUGAGGGGGGAAGUGUGCUGUACAAAGUCAAACAAACAAGUUUACAGUUGUAAGUGCAAUGACCCGAGUCCUCCACAUGACCUUGUGAAUUGUGUACUGUCCUCCUGUGCUUUGUGAGAACUCGUGGUACUUCAGUGUCCCUCCCCCUGUAUUGUGACAAGGUAAUUCUGUGGUAUCAGAAUAAAAGGUCUUGAUAUAAACAACCUA